GUCCAAUAACAGAGAGAGAGUCAGUGCAGCUUGAUCAUUUGAAAACAGCUGGUAAAUUGUUCUGCUCUAAUGAACAACGAUCCGAGCAAUACCAUGGCAACAGAGGGUGAGCCAACGGACUUGGUGAAGGUGUUGCACCUCCUGGUGCUUUCUUUCACCUGGGGGAUGCAGCUCUGGGUCUCCUUCAUUGCUGGUUUUGCACUGGUCCAGCAGGUAACCCGGCAUACGUUUGGCCUGGUCCAGAGUAAGCUCUUCCCUGUUUACUUCUACUGCCUGCUGGGGAGCAACUUCGUCAGCCUGGCCUUGUAUGCCGUGUACCACCCGAGAGAGUUGCUGGACUGGCAUGAAAGUCUGCAGAUGGGUCUGUUCUUUGUGUCGCUGGUCAUGGCCGGCCUGAAUGCCCGCUGGUUCGGCCCGGCGGCUACAGAGGUGAUGUUCCAGAUGAGGGAGGUGGAGGAGGAGCAUGGCUUGGGGAACCAGAUUGGUCUGAGCAGCGAAAGGGAGGCUUUUGCCAAGCUCAAGGAGCAGGACCCCAAGUACAAAGCCUUUAAGAGUUUGUUUGGACGUUACCAUGGGUUGUCCAGCCUCUGCAACCUCCUAGGGUUCAUCUGCAUCACAGUUAAUCUGAUCUACACAGCUCUGAAUUUAUCCACCAUUUAGAUUAAGAUUAAAUUAGCAGCGUUUGCAGUCUUCAGACUUCCUGAAGAUGUAGAAAUAUUCAAUAUCCCUGGAAAAGUAUCUGAAGACUAAAACAUAAUUAUAGUGUUUUAGAUUUUUGCUUGUGCUUGAGAGUUUUUUUUAUGGACUGAGAUAAAUGUGUACAUGACUUUUUAAGUUUAACCACAAAAUCAGUUUUGCAUUGCUUCAUAAGUGUCUUUAUUUGCAAGUUUUCCUUCGUUGCCAAUAAGCACCCGGACAGCUCUUCAUGUAUGUUCAUCUAUCUGGCUGUUGGUGAAGAACUUGUAAUUGAAAUUGAAAUAGCUUUAUUUGUCCCGACACAACAAAAUUACAUCAUUAAUCAUGUGUGUUGGAUAAUGUAUCUCAUAAGGGAGGUUGUGUUUUCAUAUUUAUAUAUUUGUACUUGGUUUGGUUGGUAGUGUUUAAUUACAGAAGAGUAUUAGGGCCAUGCACGAGAAAAAAUAUUUGAGAGGAGAAGUUUUUUUUUUUUAUUGUGUACUUCGAGAAAAAAGUCGAAAUGUCGAAAAAAAAGUUGAAAUGUCGAGAUUAAUGUUGAAAUACAAUUUUUAGAAAAAAGUCGAAAUUUCGUGAAUAAAGUCAGAGUUUCGAGAAUAAAGUUGAAAUACAUUUUGACUUUUUUCUCGACAUUUCAACUUUUUUCUCGAAGUGCAUAAUGAAAAAAAAUCUUCCAACCCUAAAAUAUUAUUUUUAUUUUUCUCCUGCCUGGCCCUAAUACUCUUCCGUAGUUUAAUAUAUCACAAUCCCACUUUACAUUGUCUUUUUUUUUAUUAUUCCUUAACUUCUUGUUUGGGGUGCAGUUCUGCCUGUUUCCCAGCAGAGGGCGCAGUUUAGACCGAAUCUUCAGUGAUCUUACUGCACACAGCACUGCAGACUGCAUUUUUAUUGUACAAUGUUGGAUGUUGUAUUUUUGGUUUCAUUGUCAUCACUCUACUUAACACUGUGAUUGAGAGAUUAAACAGCACCUGCCAUG
This is a messenger RNA of Cololabis saira (Pacific saury), 1669 nucleotides long. It is a transcript of the gene tmem205, whose product is annotated as transmembrane protein 205. NCBI's taxonomy places the organism in Eukaryota, Metazoa, Chordata, Actinopteri, Beloniformes, Belonidae. The transcript has 4 exons. The record is from RefSeq and is a predicted model, not a curated record. The coding region runs from base 70 to 660 and encodes 196 amino acids.